This is a messenger RNA of Strongylocentrotus purpuratus (purple sea urchin), 3638 nucleotides long. RefSeq names its product soluble scavenger receptor cysteine-rich domain-containing protein SSC5D-like. The record is from RefSeq and is a predicted model, not a curated record. The transcript is spliced from 10 exons. Gene Ontology annotation, cellular component: membrane. NCBI's taxonomy places the organism in Eukaryota, Metazoa, Echinodermata, Echinoidea, Camarodonta, Strongylocentrotidae. Bases 234 to 2561 code for a protein of 775 amino acids.
UUGGGGCGGGGUUUCGAUUUGGGUUUCAAUUUCGUAUGUAGGAAAAUCUAUGCAAGUUAUCACUAUCAUGCGCAGCGAAUUAAAGUUGUUAUAUACCACCGCACCUUCGAAUCGCGUCACUCACUUCGCGCCGUUCACCAACUGAAAGAGAUAUCCGAAAGUGUACAAGAUUUUUUUGGACGAGGGGUUCCAAAUCCAGACUUUGAAGGCGAAACUGAUCAUAUCAGAAGGAUAUGAAGAUCCUCCUGUUGCUUUCCAUCCUGAUGGCUUACGUAGCCUCUGGAUAUGCCAUUACCUGUACAAAAUGCUUCGAGUUAACUUCUCGCGACCCAACCUUCCCACUGCCCGCGGACCCCAGUCUAAUACCUUGUUCGAACCCUGGUGAGAUGGUGUGUGAUGGAGGCGUCACUAGCUGUAUGACCACGACAAUAAUAACGCACUAUAGUCGUGACGCUGGUCCACUUACGGUGAUGCAGAAGGCUCGCGAAUGCGGACCUCCUUUCGCUGGUUUCCUUCCAUCUGGAGACACCUGCGCGGGAGAAGCCAUCACCGCAGCCAUGACAAGUCAUAUUGACCCGAAUACGACGGUUCCAGCUGGAUCUGGACUGACGUUCGAGGACUUUGAGGCCAGUAUCUGCAGCUGUGACAGCUCCGACAGAUGUACCCCGCCCUCUGCGGCAACCAUUGGUAACCCACAACCACAAGGAUCUGCUAUUACCUGUACGAAAUGCUCCGAGGUAACUUCUCGAGACCCAACCUUCCCAUUGCCCGUGGACCCCACUCAAAUACCUUGUUCGAACCCUGGUGAGAUGGCGUGUGAUGUAGGCGUCACUAGUUGUAUGACGAUGACGAUGACGAUGCACUUUAGUCGUGACGCUGGUCCACUUACGGUGAUGCAGAUGGCUCGCGACUGCGCACCUCCGUUAGCUGGUUUCCUUCCAUCUGGAGACACCUGCGCGGAAGAAGCCAUCACCGAUGUCAUCGCCAGUCAAUUUGAUCCGAAUACGUUGUUUCCACCUGGAUUAGGGCUAUCGUUCGAGGACCUUGAGACCAGUAUCUGCGUCUGUGACAGCUCCGACAGAUGUACCCCGCCCUCUGCGGCAACCAUUGGUAACCCACAACCACAAGGAUCUGCUAUUACCUGUACGAAAUGCUCCGAGGUAACUUCUCGAGACCCAACCUUCCCAUUACCCGUGGACCCCAGUCAAAUACCUUGUUCGAACCCUGUUGAGAUAGUGUGUGAUGAAGGCGUCACUAGCUGUAUGACGAUGACAAUAAUAACGCACUUUAGUCGUGACGCUGGUCCACUUACGGUGAUGCAGAAGGCUCGCGAAUGCGGACCUCCGUUCGCUGGUUUCCUUCCAUCUGGAGACACCUGUGCGGAUGAAGCCAUCACCGCAACCAUCACACGUCAAAUUGACCCGAAUACGUUGGUUCCACCUGGAGUUGGGCUGACGUUCGAGGACUUUGAGGCCAGUAUCUGCAGCUGUGACAGCUCCGACAGAUGUACCCCGCCCUCUGCGACAACUAAUGGUUACCCACAACCUGAAGCAACAACUAGUGCUGUUGGAGAAGAACAAUCCAUCACUGACAUACGCUUGGUUGGUGGAGAUAGCGAUUUUGAAGGAAGGGUAGAGAUUGAACACGAUGGCGAAUGGGGAACCAUCUGCGAUGACUCAUGGGAUUUGGACGAUGCCACGGUAGUCUGUAUAAUGCUUGGAUUCGAUGGGGCGUCUGGCGCUCCUCGCUACGCCCAAUUUGGAGAAGGUUCGGGUCCUAUUCUUCUGGAUGAUGUCCUGUGCACAGGGGACGAAGCCACUCUGACUGAUUGUUCACACCAACCUUUUGGACAACACAACUGUGGCCACACUGAAGAUGCAGGAGUCAUUUGUUAUACCAUAGAUACGGCGAUGCCCUCUGUUCGAUUGAUUGGUGGAAGUUCUAUCAACGAGGGAAGAGUUGAAGUCCUGUACGAUGGACGAUGGGGAACUGUCUGUGACGACUACUGGGGUCCAGAGGAUGCCGGCGUUGCCUGCAGGAUGAUGGGCUACGAUGGGGCAUCCGAGGCACCAGGCUCAGCUCGGUUCGGCCAAGGUUCGGGUCCUAUCUGGCUUGAUGAUGUGAUGUGCUCGGGGGAAGAGACCGACUUAGCUGACUGUCCGCAUCAGGCGUUUGGAACUAACAACUGUGGUCAUUAUGAAGAUGCAGGGGCCGUCUGCUCUUUUACAGGAACGUCGGCGCCCACCGUACGUUUGGUUGAUGGCAGCUCUGACAACGAAGGACGAGUUGAAAUUCUGUACGGUGGACAAUGGGGUACUGUCUGUGAUGACUAUUGGGGUCUGGAUGAUGCCGGCGUUGUCUGCAGAAUGCUGGGCUUUGGUGGGGCGUUCGAGGCACCGGGCUAUGCUCGGUUCGGGCAAGGUUCGGGUACUAUCUGGCUUGAUGAUGUGAUGUGCUCAGGAGAAGAGACCGACUUAGCUGAUUGUCCGCAUCCAGCGUUUGGAACUCAAAACUGUGGUCAUUAUGAAGAUGCAGGAGCCGUCUGCUCUUUAACAGGUUAAUAUAACAAUCCAUUAAGGCUUUGCAACUUUACAAUUUGUCUCGUUCUCUACCGUAAUCAGCUUUACUGAGCUUACUGAGCAUUAAAAGAAAUAUAAGACUGAACCAGGCAAAUUUAGAUAUUCCACUUCCUCAAUUCUAGCAUGGUUGUCUUCAUUGCACCGUAUUUAAGCAAUUAUGUUAUUGGUAUACACUUCUUCCCUUUUCCGUACAUCUAGUAUUAUUUUAUCCAAAACCCACUGAGACUUUUACUAGAUACAUGUUCACGAAAGCUAUGUAAUCAGUAUUCAUCCAGGCACGUUUGAUACAUUCUAUUGAACACAGGUGUAGGUAAUCCUUCGAAGAGGGUAAACAAAGACUCACCUUCAUGACUUCAGCUGGAUUAUUCCAAAAAUGGGAUUUAUCUAAGUUUAAAAGAUCUGUGGAUUUUUGAGUUUUCUGAACCAUGUGCUAACUACGAACUGGUCUAUUCUUAUUGUAUUAGUUAAGUGUUGUUUUUUUGAGCGAAUUUGUACUAAGGUUGUAGAGUAAUCAUGUACUUUUAAGAAUGCUAUCAGUUGCCUGAUGAUCGCUUGCAAGGCAUGAAACUUGGAGUAGCAACCAUGUUCCAUUAGUCUGUCUUAUUCAAUUUGUUUUACUCUGCCUAGGCAUUCAGCACUGUACGAAAGGAAAUAGCAAACCUAAGUAUAUCUCUCUAUUAUGUAUAUAUUUACGUACUGAUCUCUUUUAUUUGUAGUUCUAUAACUGAAGGGUAGCAUUAUCAGUUUAAAAACUGCUUUCACAUCGACCCUAUUGGCCUAGACAACAAUAUAAUUACAUAUUUCAAUUUGGUGUAUGUGUACAUGUACCCUAUAAUGAUUUAAGGUAAACUAAGUAUCAUCCUUCAGCAAUAAUUUCUCCCCUUGACAAGGAUUUAAAGGGCUUGUAUUAUCUUCUCAGUCGUUUUCUAAUUCAUGUAUUAUUCUUGAAUUAACAGCUUGAUGUUUGUAGUGCUGGUAGAACUCUGUGUAUCAAUUCUAUAAUAUAUAAAGUCAUUGUUAAAAAAACAUUGAGCUUAUUAAACUAUCAUUGUAUCGGGA